Molecule: messenger RNA, 1538 nt
Organism: Meleagris gallopavo (turkey)
Lineage: Eukaryota; Metazoa; Chordata; Aves; Galliformes; Phasianidae
Source: RefSeq, a predicted model, not a curated record
CCCGCUCUCUCCGCCUCUCCCUCCUAUAACAGCAGUGGCGCUCCGCCAGGCCGCUAGGGGGCGCUGUGAUCCCGCUUUGGGCGGGGCGGGCCGGGCGCUUCCUGGCGGUGGCGACUCGGCGGAAACGGCGGCGUUGGCAGCGGGCGGAGCGGGUCUGCGGGUGGGCUCCGUGUUUGCCGAGUGUCACCUCGGCGUCCCGCCGCCCGCUGCGUGUCCCCGGUCGGCACAGGAGGCAGCAUGUCGGUGGCGGGGCUGAAGAAGCAGUUCUACAAAGCGAGCCAGCUGGUCAGCGAAAAGGUUGGAGGGGCAGAAGGGACCAAACUUGACGAUGACUUCAAGGAAAUGGAAAAAAAAGUGGAUUUGACCAGCAAGGCAGUUACUGAAGUAUUGACCAGAACAAUAGAAUACCUGCAGCCAAACCCAGCUUCCAGAGCCAAGCUAACCAUGCUGAACACGAUGUCGAAGAUCCGCGGGCAGGUGAAGAAUCCUGGCUACCCACAGUCAGAAGGGCUGCUGGGGGAGAGCAUGAUCCGCUACGGCAAGGAGCUGGGCGAGGACUCCAACUUCGGCGAUGCGCUGCUUGAUGCUGGGGAAUCUAUGAAACGAUUGGCUGAAGUGAAGGACUCGCUGGAUAUUGAAGUCAAACAAAAUUUUAUUGAUCCCCUCCAGAACCUGUGUGACAAAGACCUGAAAGAGAUCCAGCACCAUCUCAAGAAGCUGGAAGGCAGACGCUUGGACUUUGAUUACAAAAAGAAACGACAGGGAAAAAUCCCUGAUGAGGAGCUCCGACAGGCCAUGGAGAAGUUUGAAGAGUCCAAGGAAGUAGCAGAGACCAGUAUGCACAACCUCCUAGAAACUGAUAUUGAGCAGGUGAGCCAGCUGUCGGCCCUGGUGGAUGCUCAGCUGGACUACCACAGGCAGGCAGUGCAGAUCCUGGAUGAACUUGCAGAAAAGCUCAAACGCAGAAUGAGGGAAGCCUCCUCACGUCCCAGGCGGGAAUACAAGCCCAAACCCAGGGAGACAUAUGACUUUGGAGAGAGUGACCAAUCUAACGGGGGCUUCUCUUGUACUCCCACCCCUAAAGUCUCAGCAGCUUCCUCCUCUUUCCGAUCCGACAAGCCGUCCCGGGCCUCCGUCAGGAGUAUCCCUCACCUGGACCAGCCCUGCUGCAAGGCACUCUACGACUUUGAACCCGAGAACGAUGGUGAGCUUGGCUUCAAGGAAGGUGACAUCAUCACCCUGACCAACCAGAUCGAUGAAAACUGGUACGAGGGCAUGAUCAAUGGCCAGUCAGGCUUCUUCCCACUCAACUACGUGGAAGUGCUGGUUCCGCUACCUCAGUGAAUUGGCAUCUCUCCCCGUUCCUCUCCACUCGUGCCCCCUCACAGCGCAGGGCCGAGCCUGCAUUCCACGUUUGUCCUGACACGAGCCCUCUAGUGAGGUGGGGAGAGAAGACACGGCCAUUUCCUGUAUCAUCUCGGGGUGAGUUUGCCACCAGGGAACAAGCCAGAAGGGUCAAACAGCCCUAUCCUGGAGAA